CCCCCAUUUCUCGCUGUAAGAAUACACCGAGGACCCGAAAGUCAUGGCAAAGACAAACUUGUACCGAGCCGAUGGUCGGUGUCUCCAAAAACGAACUAUCGGGGGUUUAUAUUUCACUUGAUCAAGAUUAACCCCACCUUUGGGUUGGUUGGCAGAGACACUUUGAUUUCAUUCACCAUUCAAAACUUGGAUUCCCAGACACUUGUGUAAUUUAUCCAUCAAGCUACGUUCCAGUGACCAGACCAACAACUGGAUACCCAAGCAGGUUACGAUCCCCUCCUUGACGGAAAACCGCACGAAAACACCAACCAUGGCAGCCGCACCAGCACCAGGCAUCUACGUGCCCGUGCCGACCUUCUUCGCCUCGCGGACGGCGGCCGACUACACCGCGCACGCCCCUCCCGUCGACGUCGUCGCCCAGGUCGCCCACUCUCUGUACCUGGCCCGCGCCGGCAUCCACGGGCUCGUCAUCCUCGGCAGCACCGGCGAGGCCGUGCACAUGACCAACGACGAGCGCAACGCCGUGCUGGCCGGCGUGCGCAAGGGAUUGGACGCCGAGGGCUUCAAGGGCUACCCCAUCAUCGCCGGCACCGCCGCGCAGAGCGUGGCAGAGGUCGUCGAGCAGCUCAAGGAUGCUCAUGAAAAGGCCGCCUGCCAGUUCGGCAUGGUCUUGGUGCCUGGUUACUUUGCCGGUGCUACGUCGCAGGAGGGUAUCGUGAGGUGGUUCACUGCCGUGGCGGACCAGAGUCCCAUCCCCGUCAUGAUUUACCACUACCCGGGCGUAUCAAACAACGUCAAGGUAACCAUCCCGACAUUCGCCACGCUGUCCCAGCACCCCAACAUCGUCGGCUGCAAGCUUUCGUACCCAGACGUGCCCGUGCACACGGAGCUCGCGCUGCACCCAGACAUCGACCACUCUCGCUUCGCCGUCUUCACGGGCCUGGGCUCGCAGCUGUUCCCCGUGGUGGCCGUGGGCGGCGCGGGCGCCAUCGACGGCGCCGCCGCCUUCUUCCCCAAGGCCGUCGUGCGGCUGUUUGAGCUGUCGCAAAACGUGCGCCCCACCGACGAGGAGCACGCCGAGCGCCGCAGGCUGCAGUACCUCGUCGCCGCCCUCUACUCCAAGCUCAUCCCCACGGGCACCAUCGGCAUCAAGGAGGCCGUCGCGAGGCUGAGGGGCUUUGGCGACCCCGACGGUACGCGGCUGCCGCUUUUUGGUGGGUUCGCCGAUGGGGAUGCAGAGUGGGCGAGGUGGAAGCCGAUAGUUGAUCAGCUCGAGGAGGCCGAGAAGAAAUUAUAAAAAG
Pyricularia grisea is the source of this 1301-nucleotide messenger RNA. RefSeq lists its product as uncharacterized. Bases 311 to 1297 code for a protein of 328 amino acids. The record is from RefSeq and is a predicted model, not a curated record. The transcript has 2 exons. Lineage: Eukaryota; Fungi; Ascomycota; Sordariomycetes; Magnaporthales; Pyriculariaceae. Gene Ontology annotation, molecular function: 4-hydroxy-tetrahydrodipicolinate synthase activity.